GAGUUCCAGUUUGCGCCGCUGCCCGCGAUCGAGACGAUGGCCGACGACUCGUACUGCGACGUGCUCGCGGUGGUGGCGCAGUGCGACGAGCCGCUCACGUACACAAACAAGGCGGGCAAGGAGGUGACCAAGCGCGUGAUGCACCUCGCCGACAAGAGCGGCAAGUCGAUCGAGGCCACCGUCUUUGGCUCGGGCGCCACCGACGACCGGCUGCAGGCGCACGCGGACGUGGUGCUCGCGAUCAAGGGCGCAAAGGUGGGCUCGUGGAACACAAAGUCGCUGACGCUGUGGGGCGACACGCACUUCGAGCCCAACCCGGACACGGCCGAGGCGCACGACUUGAUGGGCUGGUGGCGGCACACGGGCUGCUCGAUGCAGCGCGCGCACAUCUCCGUCUCGGGCGGCGGCGGCGGCGCCUCGCGCGACUCGCCGCGCAUCCUCUUCUCGGACAUCGAGGAGCGCGCGAUGGGGAUGAACGGGACGCCCGAGUACUUCAGCGUCAACUGCUUCAUCACGCACAUCCGCACCGACCAGCGCACGCUCUGGUACAUCGCGUGCCCAAACUGCAAGAAGAAGGUGCAGGGCGCGAGCGAGGACAUGCUCGACGGCCACUGCGAGAAGUGCAACGCGCCGACGACGGGCACGCGCCGCUGGAUCUUCACGGGGCAGUGCAACGACCCCUCGGGCUCGCGGUACGUCUCCUUCUUCGACGACACCGCCGUCCGGCUGCUCGGAGGCCGCACCGCCGACGAGAUGGCGCCGACGAAGGAGUCGGACAGCAGCCGGUUCGACGCGCACUUUCUGAAGCACUCCUUCCAGCGGGUGGUGAUGAAGUGCCAGGUCAAGUCCGACACGUACAACGACGAGCAGCGCAUCAAGGUGAGCUGCCAGAACUUCGAGCCGCUCAACCCAGUCGCCGAGGGGCGCCGCCUUCUCGCCGAGAUCGCGUCGAUGGGCGCCUGA
Messenger RNA from Emiliania huxleyi CCMP1516, 963 nucleotides. RefSeq lists its product as hypothetical. The annotation marks the transcript as partial. NCBI's taxonomy places the organism in Eukaryota, Haptophyta, Isochrysidales, Noelaerhabdaceae. The transcript has 3 exons. The record is from RefSeq and is a predicted model, not a curated record.